Messenger RNA from Morchella sextelata, 303 nucleotides. RefSeq lists its product as uncharacterized. The coding region runs from base 1 to 303 and encodes 100 amino acids. The record is from RefSeq and is a predicted model, not a curated record. NCBI's taxonomy places the organism in Eukaryota, Fungi, Ascomycota, Pezizomycetes, Pezizales, Morchellaceae. The transcript has a single exon.
AUGACUCAUUCAGUUUCUGAGGCCGACAAGUUCAAACUAUCAACAGACUUCUUUGACGACUAUGUGGUUCACUUGACAGGUGAACGCAAGGUGUUUGCCACGUGGAACAGGGACAAAAGCCUUGGUAUUGGCGCCUCGGGUGUUGUUUGGCGUGAGAAAGAUGAUAAAGGGCAAUUGAGAGCGGUAAAAUCGAUGCUCCGCGACAAGAUAUUAUCGCCAAAUAGUCUCGCACACGAGCUUGCAGCUUUAAUCAGGCUACGAGAUAUAAGCGCUCCCACGGUCUUCAUCUCGAUCUCGACAUGA